UCAUUUUGUACCUUUUUUUAAUAUGUAUUCGAGAUACGAAAAAACCAUCAUGAAUACGCAACCGAACGAUGCGUUUAAGUGUCCUAAUCCGUAUCACAAGAGUGUUCGAAAUUUCCGCAAACAAAUUCGAUACAUGCUAAGAAAAGCUAAAGGAAGGCUACAUUCGGAAAACAACUUUUGCAAAACUUGCCAAUUAGUAAUCGUCACAAACAACGACAUACAGAAUACCGACGCACGUGAUUAUCUGAUGGAAUGCAACUGUUGCGUCGAGAAAAUGCAAGUGCCUUUCAGGACUAGCACGCCAAUACCUGAGAAAAUGAUACAAAAUAAUAACAAUUUAACCAGAGAGAAAGCAAACGUAUUGCCGAGGGAAUGGAUUGAUUGUACGUAUAUCCCAAUGUUGUCGAAUUGCGUAUCAUUUUCUUCUUUGACAUGGGAUGAAUCUACGCUUCUGGUGGAAACAACGGAACAAGGUGAACGUAUAUGCACUGAUCUUUUUAGGCAUCGUUUGGGUGAUACGUAUUUUUACAAAUGUUAAUGACACGUUCACGUAAAA
Messenger RNA from Osmia lignaria (orchard mason bee), 556 nucleotides. The record is from RefSeq and is a predicted model, not a curated record. NCBI's taxonomy places the organism in Eukaryota, Metazoa, Arthropoda, Insecta, Hymenoptera, Megachilidae.